Molecule: messenger RNA, 732 nt
Organism: Arachis ipaensis
Lineage: Eukaryota; Viridiplantae; Streptophyta; Magnoliopsida; Fabales; Fabaceae
Source: RefSeq, a predicted model, not a curated record
AUGCACAACCCAAGUUCUGGCCAAAAUGACUUCCAUGGGGACACAUACAACUCCUCAUGGAAGAAUCACUCCAACCUGAAAUGGGGAGAAAACCAUAACCAAUGGCAGAGGAAUUCUAACCCAAACAACUUUCGUAACACAAACCACCAAAACCAUCAACCCACUAACAAUAAUCCAUAUAGAAAACUGCAAAACAAUCUUCCCACAUCCACCUUCUAUCCACAAAACAACCCCUCAAAUAACCAAAAUAACUUCCAUCAACCAUCAACAUCUCACACUCAACUACAACCACAUCAAGAAUACCAAAGAAUCUCCAAUUUGGAGAUGAUGAUGGAGAAACUCAUGAAGAAUCAAGAGAUGACCAGUAAGAAUUAUGAAGCAUCUAUGAGGAACCUUGAAAGGCGAAUUGGGCAAUUGUCUAAGCAUCCUGCUGAGAGACCAAUCAACGCAUUCCCAAGUGACACCAUUCCUAACCCAAAGGAGGAAUGCAAGGCCAUACAACUCAGAAGUGGCAAGACAUUGGGAGAUGAUACCGAGGUUGCCAGCAAGGAACAAACAGAAGCUGAGGAGAAUGACAAGGUGAACUCCAAGAAGGAUGAAGAACCACAAACUCCAAGGAAGGGGAAGCAAGUCCCAGAGGCACAACCACAAGAGCAGAGAAAGGAGGUGAAGCCAUAUGUCCCUCCACUACCUUACCCUCAGAGGUUGCACAAAGAGAUCAAAGAUCAAUAA